Molecule: messenger RNA, 1791 nt
Organism: Lynx canadensis (Canada lynx)
Lineage: Eukaryota; Metazoa; Chordata; Mammalia; Carnivora; Felidae
Gene: ALPK2
Product: alpha kinase 2
Exons: 5
Coding region: 1-600 (199 amino acids)
Biological process (GO): protein phosphorylation
Molecular function (GO): ATP binding; protein serine/threonine kinase activity
Source: RefSeq, a predicted model, not a curated record
AUGAAUUUCAGCCAUGAAUGCUAUGUCCAAAAUACUGCCAGAUACUAUGCCAAGAUCUAUGCUGCCGAAGCACAGCCCCUGGAAGGCUUUGGAGAAGUGCCAGAGAUAAUCCCUAUUUUUCUUAUCCACCGACCGGAGAACAACAUCCCUUAUGCCACAGUGGAGGAGGAGCUGAUUGGAGAAUUUGUGAAGUAUUCCAUCCGGGACGGGAAGGAAAUAAACUUCUUGAGAAGAGAAUCGGAGGCUGGUCAGAAGUGUUGCACCUUCCAGCACUGGGUAUACCAGAGAACGAGCGGCUGCCUCCUGGUCACGGACAUGCAGGGUGUGGGAAUGAAGUUAACUGACGUUGGCAUAGCAACACUGGCAAAAGGGUACAAAGGAUUUAAAGGCAACUGUUCCAUGACCUUCAUCGAUCAGUUUAAAGCCCUACACCAGUGUAACAAGUAUUGUAAAAUGCUGGGCCUGACAUCACUUCAAAACAACAGCCAGAAACAGAAGAAGCCAGCCGUCACGAAAAGCAGAAUUCAGCCAAACUCCACAGCCGUAAAGAAGAUGGCUUCCGGGAGCCCAGCGGGAAAGAAAACCUCGCACCCCCUGUGAACGAACGGCCACCAGCUCGCGGCACAUAGUCUUGUGGGCACACGUCUGAAAACGCUCGAGAGAGAGCACCUAGCCUACAGAGCGCCGGUGGCGGUCCCACGUCCGACUGCCCGUGCCCCACGCUGCUCCCAAACUCAUCGCCUGCUGUCUUCGCUGAGAUGAUUUCGGAGCAGGAUUUGCGACCAGACGUGUGGAGAGGCGAAAUCAACGGUCACUCUCAAAGACAGCCCAGCUUUGUAUCCACCGGCUUCACGUUUUCUUUGUCUCUUUGUGUGGGUGCACAUGGUUGUGUUGUCAGGGACUUGGUGCCCUGUCCACAGCCCCCCCCCCCCCCCAUUCCUAACCUUGGGAUUUCUAGACGCUUCCAGCUGCUGUAUCAACAGAAAACGUGAAUUCCUUCAUGGGGUCGAGUUGUCACGCUAGAGUGGAACGUCCUGUUGUUGCCAGAGGUGACUUCCAACAGAAGGGCCGAUUCCCUCAUUAGUUGCACAUCCGGCUAUAAUUCUCUGUGUAAUUAAAUUCACACUUACCCAGAAAGUGGGAGAUGCAGAGAUUAGCACAGACCCUUGUUCUUUCGAAUUGGUGCCAUAUUUCACAUUCCCCCAGGAUUAGCAAUUUGGCCAUUUCCUAAUCAGUGUACCGGAGCACGAAGUAUCUGCAUCCGUGUUCUCUCCGCAUUCUUCCAUCACGGCCUCGGUUCGAUAGGGACCCUGCCCUAUAAACCCGGGGCUGACCCACGUCAGAUCACACCAGAAGGUGGUGUGGAGCCUGCUGGGACCCCCAGCUCCCCGGGGGGCCUGGCCCCUCCCCGCAUCCCACAGUCUCCUUUCCUGCCAGUUGGGGUCCUGCCCAGCUGUCGGGCAGAACGGCAGUGACCCACAUCAGGCAGGAAGAAAUGACAUAAAGACCGCUCAGGGAUGGUUUUAUGCACCCCAAACUGAGAGAGAAAAUGUCUGCCGCCCCACUGGUUUGUCGUGGUGGUUGUUAAAUUGAGAGACUAUUUUUUAGAGCAGCUUUGGGCUUCCGGAUAAAUGAGCAGCAAGUAUGGAGGGUUCCCAAACGCUCCCUCACCCCCUACUCCAUCGUUGACCCCUGUUACUAUCAUCAUGCGUCAGUGUGGACAUUCGUCGCACUUGAGGAGCAAAUGUUAUACAUCAUGAGUCAUUAAAGUCCACAGCGUACAUUAGGGUU